AUGCCAGCUGCAAUCCGCAACUUGCGGAAUAACCCCAACCUCCUCUUCGUUCGCCUUCCAAAUCUCCUAUCAUUUAUCUGCAUUGUUGUCGGCGUUGUCUGGCUACUUCUCCUGCCGUUGAACGAGUACUCCCGACAAACCUACAUCUCCGAGAAUGCGCUCCUGCCGGGCCAAGUCCACGCGUAUUUCACGGGAAGUGAGCAGAACAUCUUCCGAGGUUAUCAGAAAGAGUUGGAAGGAUUGUUGAAUGAUGGACAGGCGAGAGGCGGUCAAAAAGAUGAGGCGGAAGUGACAGCGGCGGUUUCGGACAAGUUGCAGUCAAUUCUACAAGCGGCGGGGCUUAAAGUCGCCACGCAAAAAUACGAAUAUACCUCCGCUGGGGUUACGCACCAGGGAGAGAACAUUUAUGCUAUUAUCCAUGCGCCGCGCGGUGAUGCCACGGAGGCAAUUGUACUGGUUACGCCAUGGCAGACGGCUGAUGAUAAGUUGAACCUGAAUGGUGUCACUCUGGCCCUGACCUUGGCGAGAUAUUUCAAAAACAGCAAAAGUGGAACUCAGGCUUGGAUCGAUGCCUACCACGAUAUGCACCCGGCUUCAGUACAGCCACUUCCUUUGAAGAGUGGAGCAUUGCAAGGAGCACUGGUCAUCGAAUACCCCUUCGAUCACCGGUUCCAGUCGCUCCAUAUUGUAUAUGAUGGGGUCAAUGGCCAACUCCCCAACCUCGACCUGUUCAACACGGCUGUUGCCAUUGCAGGGGGGCAGAUGGGUAUUGGGGCCAAUCUCCAGGAAAUGUGGGGCCACGACGAUAGCUAUGAGCAUCGUCUGCAGACCAUGUUCCGUGGUAUGACCAAGCAGGGUCUCGGGUAUGCAACUGGCGCACACAGCAGCUUCAUGCCGUACCAUAUCGACGCUAUCACCCUACAGACCAAGGGCGAGGGAUGGGAGGAUGAAAUGGCACUGGGCCGGACGAUCGAGUCUCUUUGCCGCAGCUUGAACAACUUGCUGGAGCACCUGCACCAGAGCUUCUUCUUCUACCUGCUCAUGCAGUCCAACCGUUUUGUCAGCAUCGGCACCUAUUUGCCCAGUGCGAUGCUGAUCGCUGGAAAUUUCACUAUCAUGGCAAUUGCCCUCUGGAUGCGCACCGGUUACUACGCCGAAAGCAAAGCAAACGCCAAACCCAAGAACGAGAAAUCAACCACUGAGGACAAAUCCAAGAUUAAUAAUAUCGCAGAACGACACCUUGCUCUACCACUUUCGCUUGUUGUUGGACUCCAUCUACUCGGCCUUGUCCCGCUCUGGGUCUUUAAUAAUAUCUUCCAUCAAUACUUCACAAUUACCACGUACAUAUUUGUGAUCGUGGACCUCGUUCUUCCGCUCUUCCUCGCCGCAAUUCUCUCCAACGGCUUUGGUCUAGCAAAACCAAUCAUUCCCCAACAGUACCACCUCAUAAAAUCCUUUUCCCUCCUCCUACUGGGUCUCUCCCUCUCAACCCUCGCCACCCUCAACUUCUCUCUUUCAUUCAUGAUCGGUCUACUCUGCGCGCCACUUAGCUUCGUCACUCGCCUGCGAGGCUCUGCGCCAUUCCGCUUAGCAACUUCCACUCUGGGUCUGGUCCUUCUCAACCUCGUCUCCCCGCCAACUGUUCUCCUUGGCGUCUGCUGGUAUAUGGGUGUCUCUGUCGAGGCUGUCCUCACCCAAGCGGCUUUCGGUUGGGAUGUUUGGGGUAUGUGGACCCAGGUCGUUGUUUGGUGUGUGUGGUGGCCAGCUUGGUUGAUUGGGUCUGUGUUGCUGGGGUCGUCGAUGUUCUGA
Molecule: messenger RNA, 1809 nt
Organism: Penicillium coprophilum
Lineage: Eukaryota; Fungi; Ascomycota; Eurotiomycetes; Eurotiales; Aspergillaceae
Product: GPI-anchored transamidase subunit GAA1
Exons: 4
Coding region: 1-1809 (602 amino acids)
Biological process (GO): attachment of GPI anchor to protein
Cellular component (GO): membrane; GPI-anchor transamidase complex
Source: RefSeq, a predicted model, not a curated record